AUGCAUCUCCAAUCUCUCAUCGUCCUCCUUGCUGCCGUUGGCGCAUGUCAUGCAGCCCCCGCGGAAAAAUGCAGCCAAGGCACUCAGUCAACCGGGCCAUGUCUGUUCCCAGAAGUCCUUAGGGAAUGCUCUAGUUACGCCCCAGUUGGUGUAUGCCACGGGUAUACCAAAGCAAAUGGCAAUGCUGCAGUUAUUAGGAAGAGUAGGCAUAAGCGACCUAUACUACCACGCGAGAAGUUUCGCGAAGCAGGUCACCUGGGCUAG
Pyrenophora tritici-repentis Pt-1C-BFP is the source of this 264-nucleotide messenger RNA. Lineage: Eukaryota; Fungi; Ascomycota; Dothideomycetes; Pleosporales; Pleosporaceae. The record is from RefSeq and is a predicted model, not a curated record.